CCCACCAACAACACCAGUUUCUUUGUGGAAGCUCAUCUCUUUCGAUUUUUCUUUGUCGGCUAGUUUUUUACUUGUACUUCUUCACCUCGGCUUCUAUGGCGUCAAUUGCAGCUACUUGUCUUCGGCUCCAGCCUCCAACGACGGUGCAGUUCAACGAGAGUGGUCAGGUAACUGGUAGAAUUUCACCAUUGCGGUUGGUAUCUGUACGUCCCGCUUCAAAGACUGUCCGAUUGCAGGUCUCUUGCGCGGCAAAGCCAGAGACAGUGCAGAAAGUAUGUGAAAUUGUGAGGAAGCAACUAGCUUUGCCACCAGAGUCUGAGCUCACUCCUGAGUCCAAGUUCUCAGCACUCGGUGCUGAUUCACUCGACACAGUAGAGAUAGUCAUGGGCUUGGAGGAAGAGUUUGACAUUAGUGUGGAAGAGGAGAACUCUCAGAACAUUACGACAGUCCAAGAAGCCGCGGACUUGAUUGAUAAGCUCGUUCAAAAGAAAGCCGGGGCAUAGAAAGCGAGGCAGAGUAGCGGAGAGUUUUGAGUCGACCAACAUCAUGAAUUGGGGGAUUUUUAGCUGUGGCUUGUUUCAUAGCUUUUCAAUUUCUAAGAUUUUGGCAUCUGCAUUUUUCUCUCUCUUGGUACUUCAAUUUUGAAUUCUAGUUCAAUUAAUAUCAUCAGAGAUUUAUUUUAGUUGUCAUGAUAAGCCUUGAAUUAAUUUUCUCAGCAUAGAAAUUUUUUUUUGAACCUGGUUAUAUGUAUUGUGAUUAAGGUUACUUCAGGACACGAGUUUUUUCA
This is a messenger RNA of Tripterygium wilfordii, 787 nucleotides long. Its product is annotated as acyl carrier protein 4, chloroplastic-like. Gene Ontology annotation, biological process: fatty acid biosynthetic process. Gene Ontology annotation, molecular function: acyl carrier activity. The transcript is spliced from 3 exons. Lineage: Eukaryota; Viridiplantae; Streptophyta; Magnoliopsida; Celastrales; Celastraceae. Bases 96 to 503 code for a protein of 135 amino acids. The record is from RefSeq and is a predicted model, not a curated record.